AUGGGUGUGUUCUCUCCUAUCAAUGCGACGUUUGGUGUGCGGGCCGACCAGCUGCUCGAAUCCGACGCGGAUUUCCAGAGGUACCACGGUAAACUGAACAGGAAGUUGCAGAAAUUGAGGAGCCGGUUACAUCUGACCACAAGAGAUACGAAGAAGUACGCGUUGCGGGAGAAGUACACGAAGAUCACCGCCAAUGAGUAUGACAAGAAGAACAAGCUGUUUGGUGUUUUGAUGCUGUUGCACGCGGAGAGGGAUCUGGCGCUGUGUGAGGUUUACAAACUGAGGUCGCGCCAGAGGAACAAGCUGAAGAAGUCUGAGGCCAAAGUUGUGGCCACCAGAUUAAAGAAAGCGGUGAAAACGUCGCAGAGACUCGUAGAAUUGACGCAUAACGAGGCCCAAUGGAUAACGCGGAGCCAGUUUCUAGUCUACGCCAAACUGGCUAAAAUUGAGUACUUGCUGUACGCCAAAAAAUCUAAACACAAGGACAGCGAGGAAAUCUCGAGGCAAUUGUCUCUAGUGUUUGCCGCACUGAACAGGCUGAAGUCCGAGGGUCAUCUCCCUGAGGAGCUGUACGAGUCUAUUCGUCAGAAGUACGAGUACACUUUGACACAACAUGCGGGGAACUUACUAACCUCCAACGAGUUGUCGAAGUUCAUUAACACCGCCGUUUUGCAGAAUAAAGACGACGAACUGGUUGCACUGCUGCUUGCUAAUGACUACACUGUAGAGGAUCCUGCCUUGGAGGUCGCUGCAGAGGAUGCUGUUGAGUCUGUGACGGAGGUAAACUGGAGGUCGUUCAAUUGCAAGAUCACGGACAACCAUUUGACAAAGCUAAUGCAAGAUGCCAAGCUCGUUGACGAAUAUGCCUCCGCUGCUGAAUUUGACAACCACUCUUUGAAUUGGCAAGAAGCACUGGCCUUCCAAAGGAACCGUAUGUCGCACAUGGACGACGAUGAUAACGACGAGAACGAACAGAUUCUGUUGGCGUACAUCAAAUAUCAAGCAAUAUUCAUCUCUGUGUUACGCGAAAACUCCCUUUUCAACGAUUUGUGGAUGCAAUGGACCCGCUUGGGGACGUCCGUGUCAACGAGAUUAGUCAAAUCGAAGGAAUUGGAACGCAUAGUCAACAACCUGCAGAAAUACUUGCAUGAUAUUGCCGAACUACCAGGUGUCUACUCUGAUGACCAAUUGUUAUCCGAGUUUGAACUUUACAAGGUCUAUCUUUUGUCGUAUCUAAACGCAGGGUGCUUGGCGCACAUGUACAGGGCAAACGGCCAGUAUUUGGAAGCCCUAGCUUUGUACGUCGAUGCGUACAAAAUAUUGGAUGCAAAGAUCGCUGAAAUUGAGAAUUGGGACUCCUUGGUACUACCGGAAAGUUUGUUGUCUAAGGAUUUGAUCGAUGAACUUCUGGCGAUGAUCAAAACAGAUAUCUCUAGUGUGAUUGCGUUGGCAGAAUACGAAAAGGAACUACAAGGGAAGCUCGCAACCGGUAAACGUGCUAAAUAUCAGAGGACCGUAAUUGAGAAAAUAGACCACGAUUGUAUAUCAGUCACCGAUGCAAGGAUAAAAAACUUGUUCCCAUUGAGACCUAUCUUGAGACCCGCUGGAGCAAAGGCCACCUUGUUUGAUUUGGCGUUUAACUACAUUAACUACGCGGAAGAAACAGUAACAACGACCUCCCUUGAAGACGAGGGCAGUGAACCACAUCGUGCUGGCGUUGAUGCCUCCGAAGAAAUAGAGGUUGAUGAGAAACCGCAACCAACCGGCAAGAAACGUGGCUUUCUGGGAUUGUUUGGUCGCUAG
Messenger RNA from Huiozyma naganishii CBS 8797, 1803 nucleotides. RefSeq names its product signal recognition particle subunit SRP68 (gene SRP68). Bases 1 to 1803 code for a protein of 600 amino acids. The transcript has a single exon. Gene Ontology annotation, biological process: SRP-dependent cotranslational protein targeting to membrane. Gene Ontology annotation, cellular component: signal recognition particle, endoplasmic reticulum targeting. NCBI's taxonomy places the organism in Eukaryota, Fungi, Ascomycota, Saccharomycetes, Saccharomycetales, Saccharomycetaceae. The record is from RefSeq and is a predicted model, not a curated record. Gene Ontology annotation, molecular function: signal recognition particle binding; endoplasmic reticulum signal sequence receptor activity; 7S RNA binding.